CACGCACACACACAACAGUUCUUUGGCGCCUCCGUCUGAUGAGAGGAUAAAUUCUGUAGCACAGCGCCGUUACAAUUUGCAAUGGCUGCAGCUUUGUCCCGUGCUCUCAAAUUGCCUGGGAAGAAGGGCUCGGAGCUUGGAGAGUAUGACCCCCUCACUCAGGCCGACAGUGAGGACGAGAGCGAGGAGGACGACCUGGUCCUCAACUAUCCCCGCAAUGGCCUGGGGAGGGGCAACUGCAUAGGUACAGGUACCUCAGAGCUGAGAGGGAGCAGAACAGGGAGGCUCGUAGGGGAUGAAGAUGAGGCAGAGGAGGACGAUGAUGAGUGGAGAGAACGGCUCCCAGGAAAAAAGAGGCAGGAGAGAGAGGAGAAGGGCAUGCAGUACUGGAGCCAGAGGGAGACAAAUAGGGAUGAGGGAGAAGAGGAUGGAGGAGGGCUUGGGGCCUCUGGUGGCCCUGGAUUGGGUGUCAGUGCCAGUGCUGACCCGGACGGGAAGAAGGCUAAGGUGAGGGGAGCCAUCCAGGCAGCGUUUUUCCUGGUGCCUCUGGUCUGUGCCAUGCUGGUGGUGCUGCUGUGUGCCUUUCUGGUGCCUUGUCAGCAUGGGGAACUGGACAAACGGCCACAGUGGGAGAAAGAGCUGGGUGAUCACGUGGGAGGUGUUACCCCACCUCCUCUUGCACUGUGGGAUGUUGACAAUGAUUCAGUUGAGGAUGUGCUAAUAGGAGUCACUCAAAAGAGCAACAAUACCCAUCUCUCCAGUUCUGCGGGGAACAACAAAGAGUACAGUGUGGUGGCCCUAUCUGCAUUCAAUGGUGAGGUGCUUUGGAGGAGGGCCCUCAGGGAACCUGUGGAGUCCAUCCAGUGUGGGCUGCAGUACGAAGCCCACCCAUCACCACUGCCAGCAGGGGGUGCUGCCCUCAGAGCCCUCCCCAACAGCGCCAUUCCCCUAUCUGCCCAGAGAGACAGAGCUCGCGGCCCCGUGUGUCUGCUCAUCGAGUCUGCACACCUCACUGCUGUCAACGGCACCACAGGGAAGAAGCUGUGGUCAGUAGCACCAGGGGAGAUCCAGUCCCAGGCAGUUUCCCUGCCAGAUCUCCAAGGUGACUCUGUUCCUGACUUGCUGAUUGCCACUUUACCUGCUGACCAGGUGUCUGACCUCUCACUGCUCCUGCUGUCUGGGCUGACUGGAGCUAUGCUUGGACAUCCCGUGACCUUUAACCUCACAACAUUUAAUGUCUCUGGAAAGCUGAUCGGUCCCCUGUUUCAUGAGACACAUCUGGGGGCAUAUUACAUUCUAUUUGGUCUAGGCACUGUCGAGGCUGUAUCCCUGGGAGAUAUUUACACUCGGGCUACUGGAAAAACACCAAUAUCCCCUGGUCUAAGACUGAAGGAACCUGGCUGGGAAAAGCUUAGGAAAACCAACUCCUCCCUCAUACACAUCUCCAGUGGAACUGAGCAAGUGGAGUUCUUGGUCCCCCUAGUGGCUGGCUUGUGUAACAACCACAACAGCCUGGACUCCAUCUCCAAUCUCAACUCCAGCCGCAGUGACUGGGUACUGGUGUGUGGCAAGCUCUCCAGCAAGCUCUCUGUGCUGAGAGAGAAGGACGCACACACCGAGUGGACUCUUACCUCCUCAGCCAUACACAGUCGUCCAGCACCAGGCCAAUUCAACGAUGAUGGAAUCCCAGAUCUCCUCAUACAGAAGUCUGGAGCCCCUAGAAUGAGAAAAGUUCAGGUGGUUGAUGGAGCCAGUGGGCGUAGUCUGUGGGAGACAGAGUUUAUUUGUCCACGCCUUGACCUGGAAGGUACCUCAAUCAUGACAUCUGGUCAAUCAGCUUUCCUUUUCUGGGCCGGUGACCCUGUCAGACCACCAAAGAACCUCACCAAGACAACUGUGGCACCAGGGGCGGUUCAAGCCAUGCCAGUCAUCCGAAAGCUCUUCAUGUUACAUCCUGCAUAUCCCACAAUCCUCCUGGAGCUCGCCAGCACCACAGACACCAUUCUUACUGCUGCAGUGAGUUACCAGGAGCCGCAGAAGGAUGCCUCCUACAUUACCGUGUCCUCCCGGCCUACCUCUGGCCUGGGACCUGGGUCUCGGGUGGUGAAGAGCAUGAGCCUCAGGACAGCAAUCACUGCUGGACAGAUUGUGAGGCUGGGAGAGAGCAGCACCGCAGGGGUACCAGUCAGACCUGGAGUAUUUGAGAUAAACAAGUUCUUCAGGCGUCUCACCUUCAAAAACCAUUAGAGAGGAGUUAUCAUUUGCUGGUUCUACAUGAUCCGAGGGAAACCACUGGUGGGACCAAACCUGUGGAAACACCAAGUGAAGGAGAUUUAUCUCAAGCUGUUUACAUUUCCACUUUUGUCCAAAGUACGAUUUUAAUUACUAUUAUUACUCAUCACACUUGCUGAAAAAUAUUUAUUUUGCUCUAUUUGUAUUAUAUGUGUAUAUAUUAUGAGUUGACUUAUUUAUUUAUGACCAGUCCUUUUUAUUGAAUUUAAUAUAUCAAUGACUAUUUACCUUGUUUGGGGUGAAUGGAAAUCAAAAUAUGUAAGUAAGUACAUAGAAGAAACGUCUGGAGAUCAAGCACAAUGAUUUG
This is a messenger RNA of Oncorhynchus masou masou (cherry salmon), 2599 nucleotides long. Its product is annotated as protein FAM234B-like. The transcript has 13 exons. Gene Ontology annotation, molecular function: protein binding. The record is from RefSeq and is a predicted model, not a curated record. NCBI's taxonomy places the organism in Eukaryota, Metazoa, Chordata, Actinopteri, Salmoniformes, Salmonidae. Bases 82 to 2247 code for a protein of 721 amino acids.